Molecule: messenger RNA, 1399 nt
Organism: Dimorphilus gyrociliatus
Lineage: Eukaryota; Metazoa; Annelida; Polychaeta; Dinophilidae
Source: the annotation of a GenBank genome assembly
AAUCUAAAGAAUUUAGUCUGUGGUUAGUGUCCACGUAAAAAUGUUUCUUUCUUAACCAAUUUGAUAAUAUUCUCGUUGUUUAUAACUUCGAUUAAUUCUUCAGUAUUGGACAAUGGCUAGUCCUCGAACUAAAAGAGUGCUUAAAGAUGUCAAAGUGAAAAAUGAAAAUAAUCUUUGCUUCGAAUGUUCGACUCAAAAUCCUCAAUGGGCAAGUGUUUCAUAUGGAAUUUGGAUUUGUCUGGAGUGCUCCGGAAAGCAUCGGGGACUUGGUGUUCAUUUAAGCUUUGUUCGCUCAAUAACAAUGGACAAGUGGAAGGAUGUAGAAUUAGAGAAGAUGAAAGUUGGUGGAAACAGGAAGGCCAGAGAAUUUUUCGAGUCCCAAGAAGACUAUAAUGAUAAUAUGACUUUAUCUGAAAAAUAUAAGACCCGCUGUGCGGCAUUAUACAGAGAUAAGAUUAGUACUGAGGCUGAGGGAAGAGAAUGGCAAAUAGAAAAGUCAUCAGCAAGAAAUUAUGUUACUCCCUCAGAGCAAAAAUCUUCAGUACAAUCAGCAAAUACUUCAAUGAAGUCAUCAAAAAGUUUUCCGAAUGACUUUGCAUAUGAUAGAGCUCAAGUAGAAAAACAGAAAGAAGACUUUUUUUUGAGGAGAAUAGAAGAAAAUUCUGCAAGACCUGAUGACCUACCUCCUAGUCAAGGUGGGAAAUACAGUGGCUUUGGAAAUACUCCUGCUCCUAUUCCAAAGAGUCAAAGCGAAUAUUUUCAGAACACUAUGGGCGCUUUCUCGAAUGGUUGGAGUUCCUUUGCUUCAUCUGCUUCAAAAUUUGCACUGAGUGCUUCGGAAAAGGCUACAAAAUUUGCUCAUAAUGCAACUGAAAAAACAAAGACUUUCAGUCAAGGUGUUUCUGAAAAGGUAAAGGAAGGAACCCUUCUAAGCGAUAUGUCUUCAAGUGUCAACAACCUUGCGAAUAAGGUUUCAACAGUAAGUGUUAAGGGGUGGAAAGAUAUUUCAACUAUAUUUACCGACCAGAGAUCUGGAAAAUGUAACACAGAAGGAAGCAGUUUACUGGGGCACAAGGAUCCACAAAAUCUUGGAAACAGAACUUAUGGGGAAGACCAAGCUCAACCACAACGCAUUUCAUACCAAACUGAUUGGUCCGACUGGAAUACCGAUUUAAAUUGUCAAUCUAUGGAUACAACUUCCUCGAAACCAUCUGUAAAUGAUAGAGAAGAAUGGGAUAUAGACGAUUGGGAAGCCAUUGAUAUUGAUUCAAAUAAGAAAAAGAACCCAAAAGAUAGCCUAAAGACCGACUGGGAAGAGAACUGGGCAGAAAGCGAUGAUGCAUGGCAAAGUCUAGAAGUGCAAGAUGACAAUUCCAAAACAACCAAAAAAAAGGAUUAA